Messenger RNA from Fragaria vesca subsp. vesca, 1756 nucleotides. RefSeq names its product shikimate O-hydroxycinnamoyltransferase-like. The transcript has 2 exons. NCBI's taxonomy places the organism in Eukaryota, Viridiplantae, Streptophyta, Magnoliopsida, Rosales, Rosaceae. Gene Ontology annotation, molecular function: acyltransferase activity, transferring groups other than amino-acyl groups. The coding region runs from base 237 to 1577 and encodes 446 amino acids. The record is from RefSeq and is a predicted model, not a curated record.
GGAUUCGGUCAUUCGCAUGAAUUUGAAAUCUAGAAGCUAGAUUGUUGCUAUAUUGAUUAAAUUAGCCCCCAUGCCAACUGCCCAAACAAUUAAGCUUGAGGUCCAUGUGUAUUAACACCUCGAUGUAUCAAAUUAUAAAAGGGACCGGAUCAGCCACCUAAAGGCCUUCGAGUACGAAGGAGUUUCAGAUGUAAGAGUACUCGAUCUGUUCCCUUUCUUAACUUUCUUCCCUACAAAUGGCAUCAACAUCAACCAACACCAUUAUCCACGGGACCAAGUCCAGCAUGAGAAUGUCUUCCGUCGUCCCGGCAACGGUGACCGCUGAAGAACACAAGGUCCAUGAGCUCACCAAGAUGGACUUGGCCUUGAAGCUACACUACAUCAAAGGGGUCUACUUUUUCGGCAGAGUCGAGGGGGUUACCAUUUAUGACUUGAAGAAGCCUAUGUUCCAACUGCUCCAACUCUACUUCCCUGCCGCCGGGAGGAUCCGCAGAUCAGAAAAUGGACGGCCGUUCAUCAAGUGUAACGAUAGCGGUGUGCGAAUUGUCGAGGCGCGUUGUGACGAAACGGUCGAUGAAUGGUUGGCCAUGGCUUUGGGGGAUGAUCAUGAUUCUUCUUUCGAUGUUCUUGCUUAUAACCAAGCACUUGGUGAUCCUGAUCUUGAUCUCUCUCCUUUGGUCUUUCUACAGUUCACUCGGUUCAAAUGUGGAGGAAUGUCAGUGGGAAUUAGCUGGGCAAAUGUUCUUGGGGAUGCAUUUUCAGCUUCAACCUUCAUCAACCUGUGGAAGAAGAUCAUGGCAGAUCCCGUGCCACACAAAUCUCUGCAUAUACCACCAGACUCUGCAAAAUCUAAGCUCCCACUUUCAGUACAUCCCAUUCUAAUUACACCAAGUUUCUUGAAAAGGGUUGAUUCAGUUGGCGAUUUAUGGCUCACACCCAACAACUGCAAGAUGAAGACACAUACUUUUCAUGUUGAUGCAGAGAAAAUCAAUCAUUUUCUCUCAGGCCAAAAACCCAAGGUCUCAGCUUUUGAAGUACUCUCUGCAAUCAUAUGGAAAUCGUUGUCCAAGAUCAAGGAAAACGCAGAAGAGACAAGGAUAGUGUCUCUUUGUAAAAACAAAUCUGGUGAAAGACAAUUGGAGUUUCCAAGUAAUGAGAUGGUGUGGAGCACAGUUGAAGCAGAUUUCUGGGUUGCAGAAGCUGAGGUCUCAGAAUUGGUGGAGCUCAUUUUCAACAAAAGGAAAUAUGAGAAUGACAUGAUUGAAGAGAUGAUGGGGCACGAUAAUGAGAGUGGGGAAGAAUCUUCAGACUUCAUAGCAUAUGGGGCAAAAUUGACAUUUGUGAAUUUGGAAGAGAUAGAGAUUUAUGAGCUUGAAUUGAAGGGGCAGAAGCCAGUUUAUGCAAAUUAUGCCAUUACUGGAGUCGGUGUUGAAGGAGUUGUUUUGGUUCUUCCAGGGCCAAAAUGUGGUAAGGAGAGAAAUGAUGUUGAUGGUGAUAAAAUUGUGACUGUGGUUCUGCCUGAAAAUCAACUUGCGCAGCUGAAAGUUGAGCUCCAAAAGAAUUGGAAUAUUGCUUGAAAUCGAAUUGCUCUUGUAAGAUUAUGCUAUGAAUUUGUCGCAUAAGUGUAAAGUGUGUGCUCUUAAAUUGAAUAACGAAUAAACCCUUAAAUGGAAGACUAUUUUUACUAAACAAAUUGAGAAGUUCGAUCAAGAUGUUAAAUAAAAAGAUUAAAUUCAGUUGAUCCUCUUAUUGAAUC